GUCCAUUGACUCAUUCUCAUGACUGCGGCCGUCAGGACUGUCUGUCUGUCUGUCUCACUCACAAAUAUGAAUGACAUCAUGAUGUCAACACGAAGAAGCUGGCACGACUCUCUCCUCAUACACACGGGCCUCUCUCUCUCUCCCUCCGACACGCUGUGUCGUUGAGCGUAUCUGUCACAAUGAAUGCUAUCUCUCUCUCUCUGUGUCAAUGUCCUGGUGGCCCACCACAUAGCCAUACGGCUGAUGCUGCUGACUUGUCCGACCGCCCUCGCCCCCACGCACCACCACCCGGCCCCCCGACAUGUGUGGCGGCCAUCUGUCAACAAACGGGCUCUCCUCCCUGCUGCCGCCGCCGCCCAGAAACGGCUGACUGAUGCCAUUGUUGACAUAAGUCACAUCGACUCCAGCAGCAGUGGGCGACACGCCCCUGCUCAGCGAUUGCGGCCUCCGCGUGCUAUAGUGGUCCCUGCCACACACACACACACACACGCACACACUCACACACACGCAUGAGAACCCCGCCCCACGCGCAGGCACACACACACAUUCCGCGCCUUCGUUCUGUGUCUGACCAAUGCUUGUUGAUGUCUGUGUCGGAGAUUCUAUGCGGCGGGAGGGAGGGGGAAAACCGACGCGCAGAGGGCGACGCAGAGGCCUCAUCCUGCACAUCAAGCCAUCCAUCCAUCCAUCCAUCCAUUCUUGCUUCUGGCAGCGUACCGCACUUACGUCUGCGUCAGCUCUGAUGGACUGGUGCCGUUGGAAGUCGACGACGGUGUUGCGGAGCUCUUUGAGGAAGUAGACCACCCGCAGCAGCCGCAGCAGAUCCCGCACCACACGCAGCCCCAGCAUCACCGUCUCAGCGUCACUCCCUGUGUCAGACAGGGAGGGUGGGGUCAAUCAAACACACUCACUGCCAUCAGUGUGAAGGGGCUAGCUUGGUGUGCAGACAGCGACUGACGCACCGACAGUCGUUUUGGUCUCGAAGGCGUAUGUGACGACGGCGACCACGGAGAUGAGCAGCACUAUCGAGUCGAAUUUGUGUUCGGUCGAGCCGAUGAACGACCGCAGAUUGUACCGCGACAUCCGCAAGCGGAGGGCGAACUCUACAAUCAACACCUGGAGGGACACACACACACACACACACACACAUCCAGGCAGACAGACAGACAGACAGAGAGCGAGUGGCUGACUGCGAGGAUGAAGACAUCGCCGAAGAAGAGGACAUCCUCGUACUCUUCAUGCCCUGUUGACCUCUGCUCCUGCUGCUGCUGCGGUGGCAACAAAGGCUGCCGCCCAUUCUCCCCCUCCCUCCGCUGCUGCCGCAUCACGAGAACGUCCAGCACUAUCAUCACACCAUUGAUCAGACUCAUGAACGCACUUCACACACACCACACACACACACACAGAGAAAACAAAGAACCAACACGGCGUCAUGAGUAGGCAUGUUCUGUAUGUCUGUGUGUCUGUCUGUCUGUCUGUCUGUGUGUAUGUGUGUGAGUGGCCACUUGAAGAAGAUCUGGAAGACGAGGCACUGUGUGGUGAAGCAGAGGCGCUUCAGGCUCUCGCCGAUCUCGGCGUGCGGCUGCUCGACGGCCGCAGAGGCAGCCGCCUCUUGCGACGAUGAGUUUGGCAGGACAUCCGAGCUCUCUACCGCUGCCACGUAGCUGCUGUCCAUGGUCUUUUCGCCAGACUCAGAAGGGGAGGCGGAU
Messenger RNA from Vitrella brassicaformis, 1709 nucleotides. The record is from the annotation of a GenBank genome assembly. NCBI's taxonomy places the organism in Eukaryota, Vitrellaceae.